Parathielavia appendiculata is the source of this 1171-nucleotide messenger RNA. RefSeq lists its product as uncharacterized. The record is from RefSeq and is a predicted model, not a curated record. Bases 43 to 984 code for a protein of 313 amino acids. The transcript has 2 exons. Lineage: Eukaryota; Fungi; Ascomycota; Sordariomycetes; Sordariales; Chaetomiaceae.
CUAAAACCAAUCACCAGUGGUCCAGAUAUCAACCAAGACAUCAUGUCAGAGGUACUAGGCCCCUCCCAAGAUACACAACCUCUUAUAGAAGAAAUUCCGUCAAGACUUGACGAGCAACACACCAUUACAACAGAAACCCUCGGCUUUCUCAUUCACCCCAACAUCCCCAUCCCGCCCCGCUCCUCUGGCGGCACGGGCUCUCCCAACCUCAAGAUAGCCGACAUCGGCACGGGUACCGCCAUCUGGCUCCUCGACGUGGCCAAGACCUUGUCCGCAACAACAACACCAACCACAACAACAUGCCACCUCACGGGCUACGACAUCUCGGCCUCGGCCUUCCCGCCGCCCCAGACCCUCCCGCCCAACGUGUCCCUCCGGACGCACGACAUGCGCGUGCCCUUCCCGGACGCCGAGCUCGGCACCUACGACCUGGUCGCGGUCCGCUUCGUCAGCAGCGCCAGCACGCGGCGCGAGUGGGCUCGGGCGGUGACCAACAUCGCGGCUCUGCUGAAGCCCGGCGUCGGGUGGCUUCAGUGGAUUGAUUCGUGCAACUUUGCCUUGUAUAAUUCUGUGCCGGGAACGUCACGGGGGGCGUGCAGGGAGAUUUAUGACGGGGUGCAAAGCGCUUUUGUUCCGGCUAGGGGUGGGGAUGAGGGUGACGAAGUGGUCAUAGGGCUGAUGAUGCGGGAGGCGGGGGAUGUGAGGCGGGAGGAGGUGUUCAGGGACGCUGGAUUGGUGGACGUGCAUGAGGAUGUGUUUUCCACCGACAGGUUGCAGGAGCCGGAGUUGGAGUUGAGGGAGAAGGGGACGAGGAAUAUCAUUGUGUGCUUUCUGGGAUGUCUGGAGGGGUUGGUCGGCGUUGAGGGGAGCGGGUGGACCAGCGAGAGGAUUGCAAGGGUGAAGCAAGAUGCGAUGAGAGAAGUCGAUCAGGGCGUGUAUCAUACCCUUGAUCAGGUUUGUAUUGUCGGGAGACGUGCUACCUAGGUACUGCAGCAUGCCCCUUUGCAGAACGCUGAUUGUACAGCUAUCUCGAUGCUGAUUUUGUUCUCGUUGUUUAUGUUGUUCACUUCGAUUUAUUGUAAAUUAUCCAUAAAUCGUUUCCAGAACAGAGACGGCGAGUCCAGGAUCUUAAGAACGGGACUGUACUUGGGUACUGAAUAGGAGACUGGGC